Molecule: messenger RNA, 4594 nt
Organism: Amphimedon queenslandica
Lineage: Eukaryota; Metazoa; Porifera; Demospongiae; Haplosclerida; Niphatidae
Product: deleted in malignant brain tumors 1 protein-like
Exons: 24
Coding region: 44-4489 (1481 amino acids)
Biological process (GO): cell-cell junction maintenance; protein phosphorylation
Cellular component (GO): membrane
Molecular function (GO): protein binding; protein tyrosine kinase activity; ATP binding
Source: RefSeq, a predicted model, not a curated record
UAUAAAUGUGUAUCCUAUGUAAUUAUUUUUAUUCUACAUUAUAAUGAUGCAGCUCUGUGUGGACCUACCUUGGAUAAUACUGCUGCUUCAGUUGGCUACUUUGGUUUAUGGUUGUUCAUAUGGUCAAUUGCGUUUAGUAAAUGGAUAUACUGCUGCUGAUGGACGUGUAGAGAUAUGUAUUAACAAUACAUGGGGAACAGUUUGUGAUGAUUACUGGACUGAUACUCAUGCUAAAGUUGUAUGUAGGCAAUUGGGAUACUCCACUACUGAUGCAGUGCAUUAUAAAAUGGGAUAUUUUGGUGAAGGUAGUGGAGAAAUAUUCUUAGAUAAUGUAAAGUGCGGUGGAUUUGAGUCAUCCUUGCUGUUGUGUGGGCAUGCUCCAAUCGGAAUUAAUAACUGUGAUCAUUAUGAGGAUGUUGGUGUAGCAUGUUUACAACAAGGUUGUUAUGAUGGUGAGCUUCGUUUGGUUGGUGGAGAUUCUUUUAAUGAAGGAGACAUUGAGUUAUGUAUUGACUAUACUUGGGAACUUAUUUGUGCUGAUAAUUGGACACACAAUAACACUGAGGUUGUCUGUAGAGAAUUAGGAUAUUCAACUCUUGGUGCUGUGUACUAUAAUUCAACUGACCUUAGCUCAGCCAACAGACUUGAGCCUUUCAUAAAUGAUGUAAAAUGUGAUGGAUCUGAGAAUGCAUUAAUUGACUGCAGCUACAACUUCAGUGCAGAUUGUAGCAUGCAACCACAUGUUAGUGUCAAGUGCUCACAGCCAAAAUGCAAUGAUGGCCAGCUACGUCUAAUUGAUGGGAACACUCCAAAUGAAGGACGUUUAGAGAUAUGUGUGAACAACACUUGGGGAACAGUCUGUGAUGACUAUUGGACUAAUACUAAUGCUGAUGUUGCAUGUAGACAAUUAGGUUACACUACAAUUGGGAACUUUUAUCGUAAUAGGGCAUACUUUGGAAUGGGUAAAGGAACUAUUUGGCUAGAUAAUGUGAGAUGCCUUGGAUUUGAAAAAUCACUACUUCAUUGUGGGCAUCACAUAAUUGGAACAGGCAACUGUGAACACAAGGAAGAUGUCAGUGUACUAUGCUAUGACAUUGAUCCAACUUAUAACAAAACAGUCUGCAGUUCUGUGCUAGAUCAUCAGUUAUGGGCUAAAAUGAGUGCUCAGGGUAAAUGUGAACCUUACUUUACAAGAAACAUACCAUCAAUAUGUGAUGCAGUCUUCACUGAAUUUGACUAUGUUUACAUGCCCAAAACUCAAACACAAGGUCAACCACGGGUUAGAGGAUUUUUGGAAUAUAUAACUAGUUACUUUACCUUUACUGGAGAGUGCUACUACAAGGCUGUAAAGGCUCUUUGUACUUAUUACUAUUUACCAUGUGGCUUCAAUGGUACCGUACAUGUUCCAAGAUUUUUAUGUCCUGAUAUGUGUACCGAAGCAUCAAACAAUAUGUGCUCUGCUGGUUGGAGGACUCUUCGUGCUGUUACUUUACUUUAUAAUGAUUACGAAAGCAGUUUAGGCCUACCACAUUGUAAUAACACACAGGCUUUAAUUCGAAAUUUAAACCUGAAAGAUGAUUGUUGUUUUAAAGAAGUUGAGAUUACAGGUUGUUCAUAUGGUGAGCUUCGUCUUGUCAAUGGAAAUACUCCUAAGGAAGGCAGAGUGGAGAUCUGCAUUGACAUCAGCUGGGGAACUGUUUGUGAUGACUACUGGUCUAACAUUAAUGCUGAUGUUGUGUGUAAACAAUUAGGAUACUCUACAGUUGGUAGUGUGUAUCGUAAUAGAGCAUUCUUUGGAGCUGGUAAUGGUAGAAUAUGGCUAGAUGAUGUGAGAUGCAUAGGCUCUGAGACUUCAUUGCUUGAUUGUCAGCACAAAGCAAUUGGGGAAAAUAACUGUGAACACAAAGAGGAUGUUAGUGUUAUGUGCAUUGAUACUGAUCCAUCAAAUAAUAAAACUGUUUGUAGUACAAAUUUGGAUGAUGAUGUUUGGUCUAAGAUGAUUACUCAAGGAAAAUGUGAACCUUACUUCAAAAGAAAUGUACCAUCAAUGUGUGAUUCUAUUUUCACAGAAGACGAUUAUGUAUACAUGCCUAACACACAAACACAUAGUCAACCACGUGUCAGAGGCUUCAUUGAAUACCUCACCAAUCGCUUCCCUUUCAAAUCAGAUUGCUACAAUAUAGUUAUCACAACACUUUGUACACAUUAUUACCUAUCUUGUGGCUACAAUGGUACAACACAUGUUCCAAGAUUUUUAUGCCCUGACGUGUGUACUUAUGUAUCAGAACAUUUGUGUCCUGAUGGUUGGAGGACUCUAAAAGAUCUAUCAUCUAAAUAUAGUAGUUACUCUGAUAGCUUAAGGUUGCCAGAAUGUAAUAAUACUGAUAGCUUAAUUAAAAAUUUACAUAUUGCAAGUGACUGUUGCUCUAAUGGUGGAAUUAUGCUGCCAUCGUAUUGCUCUGAUGGUGAGAUCCGUUUGGUCAAUGGAACUUCUGGUAAUGAAGGUCGCCUUGAGAUUUGUCUUAACAGAAGCUGGGGAACCAUCUGUGAUGAUGGUUGGACUAAUAAUGAUGCUGAGGUUGUAUGCAGACAAUUAGGAUAUUCUACUACUGGUGCUGUAUAUCGUGACAAGUCAUAUUUUGGUGGAGGAAACGGGAGUAUUCAUUUAACUGAUAUUGAUUGCAAUGGAAAUGAAAAUUUGUUCCUUCAGUGUUCCCACACAAGAAAAACCACAAAUUGCAAUCACAAUGAAGAUAUUGGUAUAAUUUGUUUUGAUAUAGAUACAUCAGAUAAUGAAACAAUUUGUAAUACUGACUUGGAUCACACAUUCUGGAAUAAAAUGAAUACUGAAGGAAGAUGCGAGCCAUACUACAAGACAACAAAUCCAUCAGUCUGUGAUGCAGUUUUCACUGAGCAAGACUAUGUGUACACAGGGCAGAUUUUUGGACAACCAGAUAUAAGGGAUUUUAUGGAGCAUUUAACUAAUGUAUUCCCUUUCACAGGACAGUGUCAUGAACUAGCAGCUAAGGCUCUCUGCAAUUACUACUAUGUACCAUGUGGUUAUAAUCGUACAAUACAUGUUCCAAGAUUUUUGUGUCCUAAUGAAUGUGACUACGUAUCAAGACAAUUGUGUUCUAAAGGCUGGGAAGUAUUUCUAAAAGUUUGUAAGAGCUAUAAAUACCAAACUCUUAGAUUUGAGACUCCAGAGUGUAACAAUACUGACAAUUUUAUUGAUUUUCUUAAUUUGACCAGUGACUGCUGCACUGGUGGAGGAAUCAUUAUUCAAGGAACACCAGCACCACCUAGUGUUAUGAGCACUAGUUUACCAAUAGCUACUAUAAUAUCUUCCUCACUUGCAGCUUUGUGUUGUUUGGUCUUAAUCAUUGUUCCAAUUUUGUGCAUUGUAAAAAGAAAGAAAGCGAAGAACCGCAGGCUAUUGAUGAAUAAUAUGCUAUUACUGGAAUCACGAGAGUCUGUUCGAUAUUUUGCUGCUGAAGAAGUCAUUGAUUUUCCAAGAAAAAAGAUAUUGGCAUCUGACAAUAUUUCUCCAUCACAUAUGAGUGAACUUUCAAAAUAUAUAAUCCCUGGAGAUAAACUAGUACUGGAAGAAACUGUUGGACAAGGAGAAUUUGGCAUAGUUUACAGAGGAAUAAUGACAAAUGAUAAAUGUGUACCACAGGCAGUGGCUGUAAAAACAUUAAAAGGAUUGUACUCAAAAAGUGACAUUGAAGAUAUUGUCAGCGAAUGCAUAAAGAUGUCAAAUUUUGAUGACCUUAAUGUUCUUUCUCUUAUUGGAGUGUGUUUAGACCUUGGGCCAGCUCCAUAUAUUGUCAUGCCAUUCAUGUCCAGAGGAAGUUUACUGUCAUACCUAAAGAAGGAGAGGCCUAAUCUUACAGUAUCUGAUACUAGUGAAGAGGAUGUUAUACUAAACGUCAGGAAACAGUUACUCUCAAUUUGUUUGCAAGUUGCUAAUGGAAUGUCUUACUUGGCAUCACAUAACUUCAUACACCGUGAUUUGGCUGCUAGAAAUUGCAUGAUUGAUGAUGAAGGAAUUAUUAAGGUUGCUGACUUUGGUCUAUCAGAAGAAGUACACGGUCAAGAUUAUUUUAGACAAUCAUCAAAAGAGGAAAGUGGUUCAGCACCAGCCAAGCUUCCCAUUAAAUGGAUGGCUUUAGAAAGUCUUCAUGAUGGAGUAUUUUCUGUGAAGACUGAUGUAUGGUCUUACGGUGUAUUGUGCUGGGAAGUGUUUAGUCUUGGUAAGACACCUUAUCCUGGGCUAGAUCCAGUAGGUGUAGUAGAGUUACUGGAUACUGGAGGAAGACUACAUCGUCCUUAUAAUGGAGCUUGCUCAGAAGAAAUUUAUGCAUUGAUGCUGUCCUGCUGGUGUGAGUCAAUAAAUGACAGACCAACGUUCAGUGAUUUGGCUACAUCAAUCAAUGAACUCAUUAAGCCACUGGCUAGCUAUAUGGAUUUUUCUGAUAUUGUUUAAUAAAUUAAGUCGUAGUUAAUCGUGUAUCAUAUACUGGUGGUGCAGUCUUAUCUUAGUUUUGUUUAGUGUGCUAGUCCACCUAUAGUAACACUUUUAUACAUUGUA